Molecule: messenger RNA, 1928 nt
Organism: Ogataea polymorpha
Lineage: Eukaryota; Fungi; Ascomycota; Pichiomycetes; Pichiales; Pichiaceae
Exons: 1
Coding region: 364-1881 (505 amino acids)
Biological process (GO): carboxylic acid transport; transmembrane transport
Cellular component (GO): plasma membrane
Molecular function (GO): carboxylic acid transmembrane transporter activity
Source: RefSeq, a predicted model, not a curated record
GUUGCCAAGAAUGGCAAGAGCCGCUCGUUAAUAAGUUAACGACGCCGAGCCAUGUGCCCUGCAGCGCUGCUGUCGGAUACACGUGGGCUUGGAUCGGGAAAAAAACAAAGAGAGCCGCUUGGCGAAAGCUUGUCGGAGAUUGGCAUUUAUCUGGCACGGGCCACAGUUGGCAAAUCAUCUGCGUACACGCCUGUACGUGGCCCGCUUCACAAAGGAGAUACUUUGUGAGAUUAAUUUGCGUUGCCGUGCAUGGCUCAUAUUAGUUAAAGCCAUGUGGGGUCAAUUUGAAAAUUCGAUGAUACCUCUCUCUGCUGCUCGCAAGAAUAUAUAGCAUGCAGUCCGCAUUUGGAAUUUCACUGCAAAAUGGAAGACUCAAAAGCGGUCGAGGUCCAAGUGGAGACCUUCGACGCGGGAUCUCAUGUGAUGGCGUACGAUAAAGAGGGCAGAUCCACCCGAUUCGCCAAAAAGAAGUCUCUUAGUGACAUCUUCACCAUUAUCUGUGCCGGUGCGGCCUUGUUGUCGGACGGGUACCAGAACAACUGUAUGAACAUGUUGAACUCUGUGUUUUCCCUCAAGUAUCCCGAGACGUACGACAGCACGAUGAAGACUCGGGUCUCCAACGCACUGCUCGUUGGAGCUGUGCUGGGACAGGUCGUGGUGGGCGUUACCGGAGACUACUUUGGCAGAAAAUGGGCCAUUCUCACCACCACCUUGAUGAUUGUGGUGGGAACCAUUUUGGCGACUGCCUCCCACGGCGUCACUACCGAGGGCAUGUUUUGGAUGAUGAUCGUUGCAAGAGGUAUUACCGGGUUUGGUGUUGGCGGAGAGUACCCUGCCAGUUCCACUGCUGCCUCCGAGUCUGCCAAUGAGGCUACCAAAAAAAGAGGAGGCGUCUUCGUUUUGGUGACCAACUUGCCGCUCUCACUCGGUGGUCCGUUUGCCUUGAUCGUGUUCCUGAUAGUCUACCCUGCCACCGGCAGCGGUGCCCACCUGUCCACCACCUGGAGAGUCAUGCUUGGAAUAGGCUGCAUCUGGCCGCUCGCAGUGUUUUACUUCAGGUUCAAGAUGGCCACGUCCGUGCUCUACAAGAAGGGAGCUAUCAAAAAGAACGUGCCCUAUUGGCUCACGUUUAAGUACUAUUGGCGCAGACUGCUGGGAACCUGCGGCUGCUGGUUUAUCUACGACUUUGUCACUUUUCCGAACGGUAUCUUCUCGUCCACCAUCAUCUCGUCGGUGCUGGACGACACGUCUGACCUGGAGAAGGUUGCGGAAUGGAAUCUGUUGCUCGCGAUUAUCAGCAUUCCUAUGCUGUUUGUCGGCGCAUUCCUCACGGACAGAAUUGGAAGGAAAUACACCAUGUGCAUUGGUUUUGGUGGCUACCUUGUCAUUGGUCUCAUUAUCGGCUGCUCGUACAAGAAAAUCACCAAGAUCGUGCCGCUCUUCAUCAUCUUCUACGGCAUUUUCAACGGUUUCGGAAACCUGGGUCCCGGAAACAUCCUGGGGCUAACUUCUGCCGAGUCGUACGCCACGCCUGUCCGUUCCACGUUGUACGGUCUCUCCGCUGCCUUGGGCAAAACUGGUGCUGCCGUUGGAACUCAAGCGUUCACCCCGAUCCAGAACAACCUCGGAAAGCAAUGGACGUUCAUCAUUGCUGCGCUCCUGGGCCUUACCGGUGUCAUUCUAGCCUUCCUGUGUAUUCCCCACGGUCUCGAGGAUGACCUCAUGCUGGAGGACAUCAGAUACUUCAGUUAUUUGAGACGCCAAGGCUGGACGGGCGACUUUGGCUCCGAGGGCGAGAUCGACAGCUACGAAAAAAAAGCGUCUGGCCUGGGUGACAAUGCGAUAAUCGAGAAAACAGAAACCUUGUCUGAAUCUAGCUAAUAUGUGAGUGGUGUCUAUUUAAUGCUGAACUUUUCAGAUGACGUUGA